AUGGCAUCUACCUCGCAAAAUGCGACAGUGUUAUUGACUCGAUUGUUAUCACUCAAAGAGAAUUCUUCGUUCCACUUGAUUUUGGAUUCAUUAACUCAAUCAUCAUACUAUUUAAUUCAAGAAUAUGUCCAUAGGUGUUCUAAAACUACUAGUAAGAUUAUUUAUUUGUCAUUUGAAACAAUAAAUGAACCUGAUUAUUGCAAUGAAUUUAUUGAUUGUUCGGCAAUGACUUUACUUCAAAUUAUUGAAAAAGUCAAGCCUUUGAGAGAAUCCAAUGAAAGACUAUUAAUAAUUGUGGAUUCCUUGAAUUAUGUCAAUAAUGAUGAGUUGGCCCACUUUGUGGCACAAUUAGUUGGUCCAACAAUAACCUUAGUUGGUGUUUAUCAUACCCAAUGUACCACAUCGUUAUCAAAGUAUCCAAAUUAUCCAUCAUCGGAAACAUUAUUGACUUAUAUUGCAAGCACAAUAUUUGAGUUGUAUCCUUUAAUACCUGACUCUUUAGACGAGGAAGAACUAGAAGCCAAAGUUAAAAAUUUGACAUUUCCAAUUAACACUAAUUUGAAUAGUUCCAUUUUCAAAGUUAUACUUACAAAUCGAAGGAAAUCUGGUCGUUCAUUAACAUAUGCCCUCACGAUCAAUAGUCUAAGUCAUGAAUAUGAACUUUGGAAAGACAAACAAGAUUCUGAGGAAACUUUGCAAGAAGAUGAAAGCCUAUUGAAAGACUUGACAACAUUUAAUUUGACAACCAGUUCAAAGCAAAAGCUUGCUCGUGAACAAGUUGAGUUGCCAUUCUUGCAAGCACAAGAGUCAUUGGGUGCCGCUGGUGGUGCAAUCGUAUAUGAGUUUGAAAAAGACGAUGACUACGAUGAAGAAGAUCCUUAUGAAGACCCAUUUUAA
This is a messenger RNA of Candida dubliniensis CD36, 897 nucleotides long. Its product is annotated as Elongator subunit. Gene Ontology annotation, molecular function: tRNA binding. Gene Ontology annotation, biological process: tRNA wobble uridine modification. The record is from RefSeq and is a predicted model, not a curated record. NCBI's taxonomy places the organism in Eukaryota, Fungi, Ascomycota, Pichiomycetes, Serinales, Debaryomycetaceae. Bases 1 to 897 code for a protein of 298 amino acids. Gene Ontology annotation, cellular component: nucleus; cytosol; elongator holoenzyme complex. The transcript has a single exon.